CUCGCCAGCUUGCCAGAUCGCCACCCGAACCUUCCUACCAACUACCGAAUCUUACAUGUCCGCUCCACUCUCUUUUGCUCAGAUAUUAUUCUUGCCACUAUUUUGUGCAUUUGCGUGUGUGAUACAACACCAGCAUCUACACCAGCAUCAUUCCUCUCCAGUCUCCAUACUCCAUACUCUCCAUCGCCCAUCACCUACAAUCAAUAGUCAAUAUUUAAUUAUUAUCAUAAAUUUCUUUUCAUUUAUUGUCUUUCGCUUAAAUAUUAACUGAUAACAAGCAAAUGUGAUUCUGUUGUAACCAACCGAGGACAUGAGUUUAUUUGGACACGUAUCUAUCAGUCCACUUAAAGUAAAAUAUAAUAAUAAUUUAAAAUAAAAAUGUGAGUUUCGUCAUGUUGCUUUGGAGUGAAUUGACCAAAUAGCAGACGCCAUUGUUGUGAUUGGUGAAAACCAGUACAGAGACAAACCAGGGAGUUAAGGGGCACUGUACUGCCGCUAUCCACUGCUAUUCACAAUCCGGUGUGCACAUGUGUGAUGUGUGUUGGUGCUGCUGUCGGUGCCCAAGACGACGUAGUUUUUCGUCCAAGUUAAAUAUUCUUAUUUAUAUUACGCAUGCGUAACUACUGCCACGACUCGUUUCUUCGUUCAAAAUUUUCAAAAACAAAAGAAUCAUACGUUAACGCAAAUUAUUUAACCAACGGUACUUUAUUUUCGGCGAAUAAUCAUUCAGCAUCAUUACUUAUCAUCAAAUACUUUGUCCUGCUACUCGGUGAUUUACAACCACCGGCUGCUAUUCCGACUCCAAGAUAAAAGACAACCUUUUUUAUUUCAAUAUAUCGAAUAUUUUUUACACUUAAUUUUUUUUACGUGCACCUGUCUGAUUGGUUGUGAUAUUAUUUAAAUAAGUGUGCUUAAUUUAUUUAUGAUAAUGUCAUUUUAUAUAUUUUCAUUGUUUUGUUUAUUUAUUUUAUCUGGAUAAAGAGUAUCGUGAUAACACGGAUUGGAGCACUGGUACGUGGAGCUGCUGAUGGACUCUUACAAAAAUUAUAAACUUUUUUUAAAUUAAAUGAAUAAAUAAAAACUGGAGCUCAGAUUCAUUUAAUUGUCUGAUGGAUAAAUUAAUGCAAGGUAUUAAAACAAUAAUUAUUAUUUAAAUAAUAAUAACAAUAAUAAUAAAAUUGAUUGGUUGGCUAAAUGUACGAGUUUGAAAACGAGAGACUUAUGUCAGAAACUGCUGAGGAACGGGCGAUCAGACUGUACACGGCAGCAGAGAGGAUGAAGAAUGUCAGAGCCAAGGAGUCUGAGGACCAGGCAGCUCUCAGGAGGAUGCAGGAGGCCCAGAGGAUGGCCAGGCAUCGGGCUAAAAAGAAACGAUGCCUUGAUGAAAACCUGGCCAGGGAAAUUUCAAAAAUUGCUGAGUUGUCGAAGAUGCCGGACGCAGCGACUAUUGCACAGAUGUCGGAGAUGAACAUGAACAAAAUAUCUGCUGAGUUGAAGCAGAUGAUGGAGCGGGGCAAAGUUCCUGAGCAUAUUGUCCAGAUGGCCCAGUUGGCUGAGUUCAGUAAAAUGACUGAGUUGAAUAAAAUGUCUCAGGACAUGGCCAAGAGGUACGAGAUGGAAAAAAUGGCCGAGUACGCCAAGACAACUGAGUACAUCAAGAUGCAGGAAAUUGCCAAGAUGUCUGAGUUGGCCAAAAUGAAUGAAAUGGUUAAAUAUUCAGAGAUGGCUAAGUAUUCAAAUGACAUUUCCAAGAUGAAUGAAAUAGCAAAGAUGAAUGAGAUGAUGAAAAUAUCACAGAUGGCUAAAAUAAAUGAGGUCCAGCGAAUGAAUGAAAUCGCAAAGUUGAAUGAGAUGGUGAAGAUGACGGAAAUGGCUAAAUAUAACGACAUGAGUAAGUACAAUGAGAUCGCACAGAUAAAUGAAAUGGCCAAGGAGUUUGUUAAAAUGAGCGAGAAAUCUAAAAUGAAUGAGAUGAUUAAAAUGGCUAAUAUGCAGAAUGAUAUCACCAAGAUGCCUGAAUACUCGAAGAUGGCUGAGAUGGCGAAACUUACUGAGCUAGCUAAACUCAAUGAGAUAACAAUAACUAAAUUAAAUGAUCCACCACAACCUGUGUCCCAUCAUCAACAUCAGCAACACCAGCAGCAGCAUCAACAACACCAGCAACAUCAGCAGCAUCAACAGCAUCAGCAGCACCAGCACCAACAUCAGCAUCAACAACACCAGCAACAUCAUCAACAGCAUCAGCACCAACAGCAUCAACACCAGCAGCUACAACAGCAGCAACCACCACCUCCGCCUCCACCGCCGAAGCAAGAAAUUCCCCGGAUCCCGGAGCCCGUUAUCACGGUACCGAAUCCCAGAAACCUGCAAAAUGCCCAGUCUGCCCAGGUACAAAAUGUACAGGCGAGUCCUUCGAGUACUAUUAAUUUUCCCUCAGUACCAGGUCAAGGAAAGUACGCCCAGCUGCUAGUGAUUAUUGAAGAACUCGGCCGCGAUAUUCGUUUAUCGUAUGCUGGGAGUCGCAGUGCCGCUGAGAGGCUAAAAAUGGGCAUCCAGCACGCGAGGAUUCUCGUCAGAGAGUGUCUGCUGGAGACAGAACACAAUGCACGGCAAUGAUCUUCUGACUAUCAUUUACUAGAUAUAGGAUAGUUUAUUAUAUUUUUAAAUUCUUGGGUACAAAGAGUCUCAUUUUUAAUUAAUUUCUUUAGUUAAUUAAUUUAGGUGAUAUUUUGGCUGAUAAAUUUCUCAUGUAAUGGGAUUUUUUAUGCCAAGUAAAAUAAAAAUAUUUCGGUGAUAUUUUAAAAGUCAAAAUUUUUUUUUUAUUUAAAAUAAAUACAUAAUUAUUAUUAUUAAUAUAAAUAUUAAUGUGAUUAUUAUUUCUGCGAUUAAAAUUAGUGAGACUUUUUGUAUAAUUAAAUACCAUAGUUCAGGUAUAAAAUGAACUUGGUAGUAUUUUUAAAUGGAAGUGUCUUAACUUCCGCGUGAGUACUAUUAAUUUAUACUAAAUGAAAUAAAAUUAAAAUAAUUGAAAGGAAUGAGCUAAUUAGUAAGAUAUAAAAAAAAGUGCAAACUAAUUAUUUUACAUAAAAAUCUUUUUAAUUAUUACGGUAUUUUAUAAUUUUUCAACAAUAAUUUAGCUUGGAUACGCUUAUCAUCCGUAAGGAAAAUCAAAAAUUUGAUUUUAUUUAAAUUUUAUUAGGGUUAAAAAAAUUUUGUGAUGUCUCAUUAUUUUGAAUUUUUAAAAUAAUAAAAAAGGUGAUUUUUACAAUCAAAUGUAUAAAAAUAUUUUGGCAACUUUUUAAAAUUGAGCUGGAAUCUAAAGUUAUUUUUGUGCUAAAAAUAAACGAAUCUCGAUUUUAAUAUUUUUAUUGUUAAUUAGAUAUAAGUUCAUUAUUAAUAAUUAAUUAAUUAUAUAUUUUUUUUACUUAAUAUUUUUAAAAACACUGGUGGAUUUAUAACAAAUUACUGUACUUUUAUUUUUAAGAACUCUAAGCACUUUACAUCCAUUGUCUUUACAGAUAUUGUUUUUAAAAUAAUUAAAUUUUAAAUUGUCAAGCAGGAUUUUUAAAAAUA
Messenger RNA from Microplitis demolitor, 3573 nucleotides. RefSeq lists its product as uncharacterized. The coding region runs from base 1195 to 2616 and encodes 473 amino acids. Lineage: Eukaryota; Metazoa; Arthropoda; Insecta; Hymenoptera; Braconidae. Gene Ontology annotation, cellular component: nucleus; cytoplasm. The transcript has 2 exons. The record is from RefSeq and is a predicted model, not a curated record.